Nezara viridula (southern green stink bug) is the source of this 7967-nucleotide messenger RNA. The record is from the annotation of a GenBank genome assembly. NCBI's taxonomy places the organism in Eukaryota, Metazoa, Arthropoda, Insecta, Hemiptera, Pentatomidae.
CUUAGGGCGAUAAAUUGCUGGAUUAUUACACCCGUAAUUAUGAUAUAGAUUUGUCUCUUAUGAGAAAAGAAUUAAAGGAGAAACUCUAGCACUAAACUGUCUGACUUGGUUAUGUCAUCUUUAUAAUUUCAUUGUCCUCGACUCUCUUUGUUAUUCUUGAAAUUUUCAUUGCGUUGCAUUACCUUCCUCUUUUAUUUCUUUUUUUCUUAGUCUCAGCUGUUUACGUUUGUGUAAGGUUGUUGAUUCUGAACUUUGAAUUAUAAAUUUCGAUGAUUUUGUUUGGCUUCUUAAGUAUUAUCGUAAAGCGAUGUUAUUCCUGAAGUAUUCUUACAUUUCAACUACAGUAGAAGAUAAGAUUUGAAGUUUCAAGAGAUUGGGUCGUGGCAUGCCUUACUGGUGGGAGUGCGAGGUCUAUGGCAGAACAGGGUAGACAAGGGGGUCCGCAUAACCUCAAUCACCCAACCCCUGAUAGCACGCCCACCGACAGUGUUGGGCGUGGGUUGAAAGCGGGUAGGGGAAGGAAGAGACGAAGUACAACUGUUGGUGAGUCUUCUAAUAGUGACAAUAAGAAGCUUCGUUUAUUACAAGAAACUCCUCUACCUUCUGCUUCAAGCAAUCCUGUUACUUCAGGUCAAAAGAAAAAGAGUUUAUCAGGGUUAUCUACAAAAAAAAGUACAGCCAGUGAACAAGCAUUACAGAAAUCCUCAAAUUCUGAUUUAUCAUUAGGGAAUCCAGUGAUAUUGCGUAGUAAGAGUCCAAGAAUCAAAACAAAGUCAUUUGCGUCUAUUGCUAACCUUGAGAAAGUAGGCAAAGUGUCUCAGAAAUCAGAUAAAAAAAUCUCAGGUGAUCCAUCGCUUAAUUUGAAUCAAGGAGAAUCUACAUCAAGUGGAAAACAUAGUGAGAAAAAUUUAAGAAAAGGCAGUCUGAAACGUGAUACAUCAUUAGGUGAGGCGAGUAGUAGUGGCGUUGUUGUAAAAAAGUUACUUAAUCGAUAUUCUCUUCGCUCACAAGCUAAAGGCUCUCGUCAUCAAGAAUCGAGGCACAAAAAAAGUGCGUCAGUUGACCAUUCAGGUGGAGUAGGGUCUAGUAGCAGCGAAAGCGGAGAAAAGGACAAUAAAGGCCAUAGACGUACAUCAGCAACCACGGGAUCCUGUACUUCUACCAGUGUAUUUUGUUGCAGUAGGAGGUGGGGAGGUGGUGGAGGAGGCGGAUCGAAUAGUACUAGUAAAGGAGAUUGCGCCACUAUGGCUGAGGAACAGCCCCCUCCGUGUGACAAUCCUACUCCUUCAGGUACAGGAAAUGGUAAUGUUGGAGGUGGAGGAGUGGAUUCAGAAAGCGAUGAUUCCGAAGUAGGUCGCCUUCAGGCAUUAUUAGAGGCCAGGGGGCUGCCACCCCACCUUUUCGGAGCUCUUGCUCCUCGUAUGCACCACCUGCUUCACCGCACAAUUGGCACUAACACUAGCACAAAAGCUCAACAGUUACUCGUUGGGCUUCAAGCAACUUCUGAUGAGGGACAGCAAAUGCAGGCAGUAAUUGAAAUGUGCCAAAUGUUGGUGAUGGGAAAUGAAGAUACAUUAGCUGGUUUUCCUGUAAAGCAAGUUGUCCCUGCAUUAAUAGCCCUCCUGAAUAUGGAACAUAAUUUUGACAUGAUGAAUCAUGCAUGUCGUGCACUCACCUAUAUGAUGGAAGCCUUACCUAGGUCAUCUGCUGUUGUAUUAGAUGCUGUACCUGUUUUUCUAGAAAAACUCCAAGCAAUCCAAUGCAUGGAUGUUGCUGAACAAUCACUAACAGCUCUUGAAAUGUUGUCACGUCGCCAUAGCAAAGCCAUUUUGCAAGCUCGUGGUGUAUGGGCUUGCCUUAUGUAUUUAGACUUUUUUUCCAUUAAUGCACAGAGAUCUGCUCUUGCUAUUACGGCAAACUGUUGUCAUAAUUUGUUACCUGAAGAGUUGCAUUUAGUUUCACAAUCUAUACCGCUAUUAGCUAGCCGUCUUACUCAGCAGGAUCAAAAAAGUGUUGAAAGCGUUUGCUUGGCUUUAAGUCGAUUGGUAGAAGGAUUGCAGUCAGACCCACCGAAACUUAUGCAGAUAGCUAGCACCGAGCUUUUAACUAAUCUUCAGCAAUUGCUUGUGGUUUCUCCUCCUUUAAUCAACACUGGGACAUUUAUUACUGUUGUCCGUAUGCUUACUAUCAUGUGUGCUAACUGUCCAGAGUUGGCUCUUACCCUUUUAAAAAACAAUAUUGCAGAAACGUUAUGUUAUCUUCUUACUGGUAGAGCUGACACUUCUCAGGGAGAGAUGGAAUUAACUGGUCGUUCACCUGCUGAAGUUUAUGAAAUGACUUGUCUUAUUGGAGAGCUGAUGCCUCGUCUUCCACAAGCUGGUCUUUUUGCUGUGGACAGUCUUCUCGAGCGUCCAUCACCUCGUUCUCCUCCGACAGACUCAGUUUCAUGGCAAUGGAGGGAUGAUGCUGGUCUUUGGCAUCCAUAUACGCCAAUAGAUUCACGCAUAAUAGAGGCAGCGCACCAAACUGGUGAAGAUGAAAUGUCUUUGUCAACUUUUGGAAGAACUUAUACUGUUGACUUUCAUAACAUGCAGCAGAUAAAUGAAGAUACUGGGACAUCUAGGCCUGUGGAAAGAAGGCUAAUUCGACCUCAAGCUCUGUCUCAAUCCCAGGCAGUCAACAAUAAUACAAGUCCAAAUCAAGAAAAUGAGAUAGAUGCUAAUUUGAGAGAUGUUGCUGGUGCUUUUAUUCGUUCUCUUUUCUCUGUGCUUUAUGAAGUCUAUUCAAGUUCUGCCGGCCCUGCUGUUCGGCAUAAAUGCCUAAAAGCGUUAUUACGCAUGGUUUACUUCGCUUCUCCUCAACUUCUUAAGGAAGUCUUAAAAGCACAAAUGGUAUCAAGCCACUUGGCUGGUAUGAUGGCAUCUACUGAUCUGAGGAUUGUAGUUUCUGCUCUCCAAAUGGCCGAAAUACUUAUGCAAAAGCUCCCUGAUGUUUUUAAUGUCCACUUUACCAGAGAAGGGGUAAUACAUGAAAUAAAACAGCUUGCUGAUCCUAACAUUCCAAUUGGUGCUUCUCCUUCUAAGACAACUCCUGCUUCUACAUCACCUACAGAUUCGGCAUCAACUCCAGGUCCGUCAACAGCUGCUGUUUCUCCUCCAAAUGGUACUGUCUAUACUAGAAUAAGUUCUGGUGGGAACGUUGCUGCUACAACUAACUGCAAUCCUACUGAUGAUACGAUCAGUGUAGAAGAUGAUGAUAUGCCUUUAAGCGACUGUUCUCCAAUUACUCGCUCAAGUCAUCAUGAUUAUGAGUCUGAAAUAGGGCUUAGAACGUCUGUAUUUAGGAGAAUGCGGGAAUUGAGAAAACAGAAAAGAAGUUCUAAAAGAGAAAAGCAUAAGCAAGAGCCUGAUAUGUCAUCAAAUAUUCAGGAACUUAUCGCCAAACAUAAGCAGCAUUCAAAUAGUUUGGGCCUUCAAGGUAGUAGAGGUACAAGGUCUCGUUUGAGCGGAGCUACUUCUAAGACAAGUAAUUUUCUCGCAUCUCUUAAUCCUGCUCGAUGGGGAAGAACCAGUGAUAGAACAGGAUAUCAUAAAGUAUCAUUUCAUAAGGAGUCACCUCUAGCAAAGUGUUCAAGUUCUUCAAAUCUGUGGGCAGGCAAUCGUGAGAAGGUGCGAAGCUGGGUUAAAGAAAGAGCUGCUAAAUUCAUUGCAAACUAUGUUAGUCUUGAAAGUAGUUGCUCUCAAGAUCCAUCUAGGAUUUUGGAAACUCUUACAAAAGCGAUUAAUACUCUUCAGUCAGCUCAUGGAGACAAAAUGAACGCUUUAAUAGAGUUACGAGACACAGUAAUGGGUUGUGAUAUUUCUCCAUUUGAAGUUAAUCACUCUGGUCUUGUCAAGGCUCUUUUGGAUUAUCUUACGCUGAAGUCAGAAAAUCGUGAACAGAGAAUACGAACAUUCCUACAUGUAUUUGCUAAUUUUCCCUUGGAAAACACCGGGCGAGAUUCUUCUUUUGUUGAUCCCACAUGCUUACAGAUACUCGUGUCUAAGUUGAAUAGCUGUAUUUCACAGUUAGAACAAUUUCCUGUGAAAGUUCAUGAUCUACCUGCUCCAGCAGGUUCCACUACAGCUUUGAAAUUUUUUAAUACUCAUCAACUAAAAUGUCAACUUUCACGUCAUCCAGAUUGCACUAGCUUGAAACAAUGGAAAGGCGGAACAGUGAAAAUAGACCCAUUGGCUUUAGUGCAAGCAAUCGAGAGGUAUUUAGUUGUCCGAGGUUAUGCUAAGGUGCGAGAUAAACAUUCUACUGCUUCAGAUGAUGAUAAUUCUGAUGAUGAAUUUGAUGAUACUUUAGUUGGAAUGGUAGUUGGAAGUGCUCGACAUAAGUUGCAAUUUCUCAUCAACGAUGUCGUGCUCCCCUACAAUAUGACAGUUUAUCAAGCUGUUAGGCAGUUCUCCCCUGCUGCGUCUUCAGAUCAGUCUGAAACGGAUACUGAUACUGAAGCACCUCUUGGGUCUGCCAAUAUUUGGGUGCAUACACACACUGUUCAUUAUAGGCCUGUCAUUGAAGAUGAAUCAGUCAAUAAAGCUGCUACUAGUACUAAUACUAGCAGUACAAGUGCCAUCCCUCGUAAAGGAAAAGGUUCAAAUUCAAAGACUGCACCCCGAAAAAAACAUGAUGAAUUGUGGAAUGAUGGAAUUAUCCCUCUUAAACCAUUUCCAUUAGACCGAUAUCUUGUUAAUGAUUUAUCAACAAAAGUAACUACAAAUGAUACUUCACUUCCAGUCCUUUGUCUUUUAAAUGCUCUUCAUGCUAUUACUGUGCAUUGGCCGGUUCUUUAUCCUGCAAUUGAAGGAACUCCUAUUCUUUACCAACAGGAGUUUGUGAAUAACAAAAUUGCAGCAAAAGCUGGUCGACAACUUCAAGAUCCUCUAGUUAUAAUGACUGGAAAUCUGCCAUCUUGGUUACAACAAAUAACUUCAGCUUGCCCAUUUUUACUUCCAUUUGAGACAAGGCAAUUACUUCUUUAUGCAACUGCAUUUGAUCGGGACAGAGCUCUACAAAGAUUAUUGGACUCCAGUCCAGAAUUGGGUGGUGGCAAUGAUUCUCAGGAGAGAGUAACUCCUAGACUUGAUAGAAGGAAAAGAACUGUUUCAAGAGAUGACAUUUUGAAACAAGCCGAAUCUCUUCUUCAAGAUAUGGCCACCAGUAAAGCCUUACUUGAAGUCCAAUAUGAAAACGAGGUAGGAACAGGAUUGGGUCCUACACUCGAGUUCUACGCUUUGGUUUCACGAGAAUUGCAACGAGCAGACUUGGAAUUGUGGCUUCUUGAAGGAGGAUCUGAUACUUCUGGUUAUGUUCAUUCACCAGUUGGUCUGUUUCCUGCCCCUAUUCCACGGACUACUCGUGUUUCUCAAUUGAUGAAGCUCAGGAACAAAUUUCGUUUUAUCGGUAGAUUUAUGGCAAAAGCAGUCAUGGAUUCAAGAAUGUUGGAUCUACCUCUUAGUCAAACAUUCCAUCGUUGGCUGUUAGGUGAAGAGGCCUGCCUAGGGCUGGCAGAUUUAGCUCAUGUUGUGCCAUCAGUUCACAGGACACUUGUUAGAUUAAUGUCAGUAGUAGCACAAUUCAACGAACUUUCAUCUUCUAGUAUAUUGUCUGAAGAUGAGAAAAAAACAAGGGUUGAGGCCUUAAAUCUAGAUGGAUGCCCUAUUGAGAAUUUAGGUCUUGACUUUACUCUUCCUGGCUAUCCUCAAAUAGAAUUGAGGAAGAAUGGUCGAGAAUUAAAUGUCACAUCAUAUAACCUGGAGUCUUAUUGCAAGUUAGUUGUGCACUGGUUCUUGGUAGAGGGAGUACAAAGGCAAAUGGAAUGUGUACGUGAAGGAAUGCAGUGUGUAUUUCCUACAUGGCAUUUAGGUCUGUUUUACCCUCAAGAGUUGGAUGCGAUUUUUUGUGGCUCUGGGUCUGAUUGGGAUAUUUCAUCUCUGGUUGAGUCUUGUCGCCCUGAUCAUGGUUAUACACAAUCUAGUCGUGCAAUUAAAUUUCUGUUUGAAAUAUUAGCAUCUUAUACAAAGCAGGAACAAAGAGAUUUUGUGCAGUUUGUUACUGGUUCACCAAGACUUCCUGUUGGGGGUUUCAAAUCUUUAAGCCCUCCUUUAACUAUUGUGAGAAAAACAAUGGAUGGCAAUAUGAAUGCUGAUGAUUAUCUUCCUUCUGUGAUGACCUGUGUUAACUACCUCAAACUUCCUGAUUACUCUUCGAUUGAGAUCAUGAGGGAGAAACUAGCUACUGCUGCUAGGGAUGGUCAACGUUCCUUUCAUCUAUCCUAGUCUCAGAUUAAAAGUUAUGUCUUGCUUCUUCACGAUAGAGAGCUUCUGUUCUUCUUGCUUUGCUGUUACUUCCGAUGUAUGAAGUGAUAGGAUAAGAAGCAUUAAAGUGGACUGAAAAGUGUUUCUAUGGUGAUCAUUAUUUAAAUACCAAGUAUUUAUAUAUCGUCGAUCUCGCUCUUAACAAACUUUGAUGAACUUUAGUUAUAUAUAGUAUAUAUAUGUAUAUGUGUUAAUAUAUAUACAUAUAUGUACUUUUAUAAAUAAACUUAUGUAUAUACAUAUAUAUUCUUUGUGUAUAUAUGUAUAUGUAUAUAUACAUAUAUAUAAUGCGUUAGUUACAGUAUAGUCUUAACCUAUUUCUAUGAACAUUUUAAAAUGUGGGAUUAAACCCUCUAUUGUAUGUGUUAUAUUUUAUGAGCCUUACAUUUUAACCGACAACAAUCACUCUGUGUAUUGAAUUUGUUUUAAUAUGUAAGGCUUUACAAAAAAAAAAUAAUAAUAAUAAAAAAAAUGUAUGUACCGAAUAUUGCUAAAAAGAGAUUUGUAGUAGUUUUUUUACUAUCUCAAUGUUGUUGAUUUUGUUUAAUAUAUUUUUUUCUUGAAUAUAUAUUUGGGUUGAUGUCGGGGUUUGGAAAUGAAACUGAGUCCUUCGUAAGAAAAUGUGUAAAUACAACAUUAAAAAUAUUAAAUAGGGGAUUAUAAGAUUACUUACAAUAUUAACGUAUAAAAGCCGUCACAACCAAUAUAAAAAAGUAAGCUGCAAGUAUAUAUUUUAACCAUCAUAAAUAUAGUCCCUGGUAUAAAUAAAAGUAAUUCAGUUGAUAAUGUCACAAAGGCAUUUAUUUACUUAUACCUCAUAUUACAUUAUUAGUGAAUUCUGCUGCUUAUAGCGAUUGAAUGGAUUUACUUGUAAAAUUUCUUGAGAUAUUUUAAAUGUUAGAAUAAAGUUGUAAUUUUGAAAUAAGAAUUUAUUCUGUAUUGGGAUAAAUUAUUUAAUUUAAUUUUUACCUUAUGAAGUUGGGAAAUGCAAUAGGUUCUUGUAUCGUUACCUUGUAGGCUGAUUAGCUAAAGAUUUUAUUUCAGUUCUUCUAAUACCAAAUGACUAGUAUACUUGUUAAUAUAAUUAAAUGAAACAUCUUGGUGUAAAUUCCAUGUCAAGAUAGUUGUUUUAAGUUUUUAUAUCAUUUAACCUCAUCAGUCAACUAAAUUUAUUUCAUGUUGAUGACUGUUAUGUGUUCUGGAAAUAUUUAUUAAUGAUUUUAUUCCAUGUGUAUCACUUUUGUGAAUAUUAUUAUUUCAUUUCAGAAGCCUUUAUUUUUCUUUUCUUUUUUUUUCUUUGAACAUUGUUAUAAUUAUAGUUUUACUCCACUUUACUCAGUAACAGUUCCAAAUUCCUCAAAUUGUAUAUUUAUAUAUUUGUAUUAGGCAAUAUGUUUGUUGUCUUUCAGUAGGACCAGACUGAUUCAGAAUCGCUCACCUAUUUUUACAUAAAUAUUUUGUUUGUGAAUAUCAGUGGACUAAUUUUCUUUUAUAACUUAAUUUUAUGUUUGUACAAAGUUCAAAUAAAAUUACAUUUAUUCACACUGUUUUUUUUAUUAACAAUUCAUAUGCCUCCUUUCUAUAGUUUUUAAUGUUUCAAUGCUU